GUUGCCUGUUGUUGUUCUUCUUCACCUAUUUGACACAGGGAAACCUAAGCCAAUUCAAACCCAUUCUUCUCUUCCAAAGAAAGAACAACAGCUUCAAAGAAGACCGACUGCUAUACAUGCCGGAAUAUUGGAACCAGAAACCGGAAACCAUACGGAAACAUAUGGUUAUUUGGAUAGUGGGUCGGGCCAUGUUGGUCUUCACCUUCAUCUUGAGCAAUCACAGCUGCUGCCCUGCACCAAAAGAGAACAAAUAUGUCAACUUCCCUGCAGAUGACAAUGACAAUGAUGAUGAUUCUCAUGUUGAUGACAAUAUGUCGUAUGGUAAAUUGUAUCCCAUCACCCUGCAGGCUGCAGUGUCAAGUCUUUGCCGGAUCAACAGGAUCUGAUUAUGUAUCGUCAGUUAUCAGAAAAAGAGGAGUGCUUCGGUUGCUGAGCUAACAGUAGGAUAAAGUUUUGCAAUCAGUGUGAGAAAUGGAUUGCCCGCCAGGUUUCACAUUGAAGCGGAAACGAACCGAGAAAAACAGUGGUACGAGUACCAGCAAUAUGGCAGAUGGUCAGGCUUUACCUGGUGUCGGGGAAGGCCAUCUUGAUAAAGGGUUUCACUUGAAGAUCAAAGCAGGAGGGAAGGAAAGACCAAAUGUUGCUCCACCAAAUGUUGUUCCACCAAUUAUAAGGAAUGUGACGAGGAAAGACCUUGCUGUGCCAGCGGUUCAUUCUAUGCUUUAUCUCUCUGGGUCAAGGAAUAUGCCACAUCGUGACGUGAAGAAGGAAGUUCCUGCAGCUCCCGACCAAUCUGAGUCUCCUGGAAAGAAAUCUCCUUCGGCUGCUGUUCCUCCACCCGCCAAUCCUUAGAUGUUAUAGGAACUUCAGUUUUGCGAUAUGUGCCUGUAUACCAAAUUUCAGUUUCAACCUUUCAACUUUUUAAGGAUUAUAACUCCAGACGGUGAAACAGUUGCUACUGUUGGUUGUUGUUUAUCUCCACUGCUCUACAAAAUCUUGUUUCUCCUUCUGUGUUGUGCAAGUAUCAAAUGCCGGUCUGACUGUUGGUUUUCAACGGAGGCUUGUCGGAAGCCGAACUUCUCCGACGGAGAUUGCCUAACCUCGGUGAUGGUUGAGAACAAAUUUUCAGCAAUUUACAAGAUUUCUCAUUCUC
Messenger RNA from Fragaria vesca subsp. vesca, 1153 nucleotides. RefSeq lists its product as uncharacterized. Gene Ontology annotation, cellular component: mediator complex. NCBI's taxonomy places the organism in Eukaryota, Viridiplantae, Streptophyta, Magnoliopsida, Rosales, Rosaceae. The transcript has 3 exons. The record is from RefSeq and is a predicted model, not a curated record. The coding region runs from base 472 to 852 and encodes 126 amino acids. Gene Ontology annotation, biological process: regulation of transcription by RNA polymerase II. Gene Ontology annotation, molecular function: transcription coregulator activity.